GACCAUCCCGACCUGGUGGAGAGCAUGGCAAAGAAAGGUUCUAAUGUGCCAGAGAAACCCAGGACGCCUCAGCAGCUAUGGUACAGUCACGAGAAGAAGGCCUUCCUCAAAACACACGCAGACGCGACCACCAAAGACAUUAAAGACAGUCUUGGGAAGCAGUGGACACAGCUGUCAGACAAAAAGAGACUCAAGUGGAUUGCCAAGUCCCUGGAGAUGCACAAAGCAUAUGAGGAGGUGAUGAAGGGCUUUAUUGAGACUCACCCAGAGCUCAACAUGAGCAACGAGGACAUCGUCAAGUCCACCCUCACCAAGGCUGAGAGACAUCUGAAGGACAAAUCUGAUGGCAGGCCAGACAAACCACCCCCGAAUGGUUACUCCAUGUUCUGUGCUGAGUUGAUGUCCAGUAUGAAGGACGUGCCCAGUACAGAGCGCAUGGUCAUGUGCAGCCAGCAGUGGAAGCUGCUGAAACAGAACGAGAAGGACGCCUACCAGAAACGCUGCGAGCAGAGAAAGAAAGAAUACGAAGUCGAGAUGAACCGGUUUCUUUGUGUAAGUUUGUUUUUCUACAUGUAUGUGUGUGUCUGUAUACAGUUGAAGUUGGAAGUUUACAUACACUGACACAGAACCCAAACCGGCUGCACGUGUGUGCCAUCGUGCAUACAUUUAUUUUGUCCUCCCACACCAAACGUGAUCACGAAACGCAGGUUAAAAUAUCAAAACACUCUGAACCAAUUACAUUAAUUUUAGGACAAGUU
Messenger RNA from Oncorhynchus masou masou (cherry salmon), 758 nucleotides. RefSeq names its product nucleolar transcription factor 1-A-like. The coding region runs from base 25 to 621 and encodes 198 amino acids. Lineage: Eukaryota; Metazoa; Chordata; Actinopteri; Salmoniformes; Salmonidae. The record is from RefSeq and is a predicted model, not a curated record. The transcript has 5 exons.